Messenger RNA from Durusdinium trenchii, 402 nucleotides. The record is from the annotation of a GenBank genome assembly. Lineage: Eukaryota; Dinophyceae; Suessiales; Symbiodiniaceae.
AUGUGCCACUCACUUGAGAUGCCUUCUUUGGUGGUGCACCCUGUGGCUAAGGGGCUCGUGGUUUUGCUCUUCAGUUUGCUGAAGGUGGCAGGUGAUUCUAGCGUGCUGAAGCCCUUAGCGCACAGCCUCUUCCUCGAGUUCUCCACCUUGAAGCUUUCUUUGCCCUUGCACUCGCUGUCCGUGGACCCCAAAGCGGCUGCUGCUGAAGACCUUCAAGAUGUUUUGCGGACGAUGGCUCGCAUUGCAGGCCCCUCCCUCUCGAAAGCAACAGGCCCGUCGAUCGAGAUCCUUCAGAAAGCCAAGGGCGAUUACGAGGCUCUCCAAGCUCAGCAGCCAGAAAAGACGCCCAAGACCGAAGUGAACAGUGACGCUGCCACUGCCACUGAAGGGAAAACUUUUUGA